Salvelinus sp. IW2-2015 is the source of this 5485-nucleotide messenger RNA. It is a transcript of the gene nsmaf, whose product is annotated as neutral sphingomyelinase (N-SMase) activation associated factor. NCBI's taxonomy places the organism in Eukaryota, Metazoa, Chordata, Actinopteri, Salmoniformes, Salmonidae. The record is from RefSeq and is a predicted model, not a curated record. Gene Ontology annotation, molecular function: protein binding.
CUUGCUUCGUCAUUUCUGUCGCAGUGAGUUUCCGUGUUUUUGCCGCGUUCAAAGCAACUGGGAACUCGGAAAAAUACAAAGUCAAAUCAUGACGUCAGCGAUCUUCAGCUCGGAAGGUCGGAGCUCUCCAAUUCCCACGUUGGAUUUCCGAGUUGGAUGACCGUUCAAAUAGAUUUUUCCCAGUCGGAGCUCGUUUUUUUUUUUUUUAGUUCACAGUUGUUUUGAACUCAUUGAAGUCGGAAGUCAGAGAUUUCCGAGUUCCCAGUUGUGUUGAACGCGGCAUUAGCUACAACAACAUCUCACAUAUGCAAUGGUUGGUGUGCAGUGAUGGCUUUUAUAAAGAGGAAAGAACGAUCGAAAGAAAGGUUUUCUCUCCUGUUGCUGGACCUGGAAGAGUAUUACUUUGAACAGCACACAGUGUAUCAUGUGACAACCAGUUCAGCCAAAAAAAGAAAGAUCAGAGGGUCACUCAAAGUAUGCUCCAAAUCCAUCAUAUUUGAACCUGAGGACCAUGUGGAGCCCAUUUUAAAGAUUCCUCUCAGAGAUUGCAAAAAGAUUGAAGCGGUUGAAGAAAAGGACCAGAAUCCUUUCAAUGAGAGCAAACCAGCUGGCCUCACCAUUUUAUGCAAACAGGUUUACCUUAUCAAAGAGAACAAUGUGGUUGCACCUUACAGAGUUGAAAGGGGAGACAGUACCUUUGUCUUCCAUCUGGAAGUUUUCAGUAAAACGGAGGAUGUUGUCCAAACACUACUUCAGCUGCAUAGGGCCUCUUGUCUGGACAAGCUUGGAGACCAGACUGCAAUGAUUGCUGCUAAUUUACAAUCCAGAUUGGCAAGAACUUCAUUUGACAAGAACAGCUUUCAGAAUGUUUCAGAAAUACCACACAUGGAAUGCGAGGCGGAGAUGGUCACUCCAUUGGUUACAAACCCUGGUCACGUGUGUAUAACUGACCAAUGCCUCUACUUCCAACCACUCAAUGGCUAUCCUGAACAGGUAGUCCGGAUCGAGCUCCAUCGAGUGAAACAAAUCUAUAAGCGAAGGCAUGGACUCAGGCCAUUGGGGCUGGAGGUGUUCUGUACUGAAAACGACUUCUGCUCUGACAUCUAUCUGAAGUUUUACAAGACCAGUGACAGAAAUGACCUCUACUACUAUAUCGCCACGUUUCUGGAGAACCACAUGGUGGAACACACAGCGGAGAGUUACAUGCUGCAGUGGCAGCGGGGUCACCUCAGUAACUACCAGUACCUUCUGCACCUCAACAACCUGGCUGACCGCAGCGGCAACGAUCUGUCUCAGUACCCCGUUUUCCCCUGGAUCAUCGCUGACUACAACAGCACAGAGCUUGAUAUGAUGAACCCCGCAACUUUCCGUGACCUGAGCAAGCCUGUGGGAGCGCUGAAUAAAGAGAGACUAGAGAGAUUGUUGUCCCGGUACAGAGACAUGCCUGAUCCUUGUUUCAUGUACGGCAGUCAUUACUCCUCUCCAGGCUAUGUGCUUUUCUACUUAGUCAGAGUAGCCCCAGAACACAUGCUGUGUCUUCAAAAUGGCCGCUAUGACAAUGCAGACCGCAUGUUCAAUAGCAUUGGAGAAACGUGGAAAAAUUGCUUAGAGGGUGCAACUGACUUCAAAGAGUUGAUCCCAGACUUCUAUGGGAAUGACCCCAGCUUUCUGCUAAACUGCCUUAGUCUGGAUCUGGGGAAGAAGCAAGGUGGAAGCUCGGUUCAAGAUGUAGUUCUUCCGCCAUGGGCUGCAGAUGCCAGUGAUUUUCUUCAGAAGAGUCAGAAAGCGCUGGAGAGUCAGUACGUGUCAGAACACCUGCACGAGUGGAUCGACCUGGUGUUUGGCUUCAAGCAAAAAGGAAGUGAAGCCGUGGCAGCCCACAAUGUGUUCCAUCCGUUGACAUAUGAGGGUGGCAUUGACUGUGAUAGUAUAGAGGACCCCAAUGAGAAGAUUGCUAUGUUGAUUCAGAUCCUGGAGUUUGGGCAAACCCCGACGCAACUGUUCACCACCCCACACCCGCAGAGGAUAACACCCAGAUUCCAGAGCAUAUCGCGAACACCCAGUGUAAACACACCCCUCAACGAGCUUUCUCCAGCAUCCACCAGUGAGGACUCCUCCUUUGAAGACCUAACCGAAGAGACUAGGAGACUGGCUUGGAACAACAUAGCUAAACUCAAGUUGAUGUCCACCCACAAAAUCCAUAAAGAGGCUGUGACAGGCAUCGCAGUGACUCGGACCGCGUCGUCUGUCUUCACAACAUCACAAGACUCGACACUGAAGAUGUUCUCCAGAGAGUCUAAUGGAUUGCAGAGAAGCAUGUCCUUCUCCAACAUGGCAUUAUCGUCGUGCUUGAUGCUACCAGAGGAUAAGGCCGUAGUCUGCUCCUCGUGGGACAAUAAUGUGUAUUUCUACUCGAUACCAUUUGGCAGGCGUCAGGACACGUUGAUGGGCCAUGAUGAUGCCAUCAGUAAGAUGUGCUGGAAGGACAACCAGCUUUACACUGCAUCCUGGGACUCUACAGUCAAGGUUUGGCAAUGUGACUCUGUCGAUAUCGCGAAUAAUAAGAGAUGCCAAUUCGAGUUGCUGGCAGAGUUUGAACACGAAGCGGGGGUGAACACUAUUAACCUAAACCCAGCGGGUACUUUGUUGGUGUCAGGGACUAAGGAUGGAACCGCCACCAUUUGGGAUACCAGUAGCUCAGUACAACUCCAUCAAGUCCACUGUCAUUCAGGAAAGAUCCACGAUAUGGCCUUUAGUCCUGACAGCAGACACAUCUUGAGUGUAGGAGAGGACUCGUGUCUGAAGGUAAUCGACGUCCAGACAGGCAUGAUGAUCUCAUCUGUGCAAGCUGAUGAGGAGCAGCGGUGUUUCUGCUGGGACGGGAACACGGUCCUGUCGGGCGGUCAGUCCGGACACCUCCAGGUCCUGGACCUGCUAAGCAACAAAGUGACCACCAGGAUCCCCGGACAUUCAGGUGCAGUCACAGCGAUGUGGAUGAACGAGCAGUGUAGCACGGUGAUCACAGGUGGCGAAGACAAGCAGAUCAUCUUCUGGAAACUUGACUGUUGACCACGGUGCUAGAUAGUCCCUCUGUAUGUGUAUGUACAGAGGUGAAGUCCAAGAGGGACACUCACAUUGAGACAUCUUUUAUACUGUCUGGCUCCAACCAAAGAGGCUAUCAUCGUCGGUCAAGGUAACUACUUAGGCUGGCUGGCCUGCUGGCUGGCUCACCCAGAGAUGGUAACGCAUUAUCAUUGCACAUAUGACUUUACAAAUAUACUGGUCCAGUUAGCAGGGACAACAAUCAUACUCCUGUAUGGAGUUCUCAAACAAAAUCUAAUUAUGAACAAUAUAACCAUCCUCAACCAUGUUAGCGUAACAUAUUAACCAUCCUCAACCAUGUUAGCGUAACAUAUUAACCAUUCUCAAUCAUGUUAGAGUAACAUAUUGGCCAUCCUCAACCAUGUUAGCGUAACAUAUUAACCAUCCUCAACCAUGUUAGCGUAACAUAUUAACCAUCCUCAAUCAUGUUAGCGUAACAUAUCGGCCAUCCUCAACCAUGUUAGCGUAACAUAUCGGCCAUCCUCAACCAUGUUAGCGUAACAUAUUGGCCAUCCUCAACCAUGUAGCGUAACAUAUCGGCCAUCCUCAACCAUGUUAGCGUAACAACUUGGCCAUCCUCAAUCAUGUUAGCGUAACAUAUUGGCCAUCCUCAACCAUGGUAGCGUAACAUAUUGGCCAUCCUCAACCAUGUUAGCGUAACAUAUUGGCCAUCCUCAAUCAUGUAACGUAACAUAUUGGCCAUCCUCAAUCAUGUUAGCGUAACAUAUUGACCAUCCUCAACCAUGUAUAGUCGUAACAACUUGCCAUCCUCAACCAUGUUAGCGUAACAACUUGGCCAUCCUCAACCAUGUUAGCGUAACAACUUGGCCAUCCUCAACCAUGUUAGCGUUAAACAACUGGCCAUCCUCAACCAUGUUAGCGUAACAUAUUGGCCAUCCUCAACCAUGUUAGCCAAUAGAAAUGUCAAUUUGAAACCAGUGAGGGUGGUAUGGCGAUGAUUAGAUUCUGCACAUGCCCUUUUGCAGCAUUCCCAUGCUAAUUUUGCACUUCAAUGCUUUUGCCAGACAGUGAGUCAACCCAGGUUUCUUUAGAUUAGUUUUUUUACAUUAUCUUACUGUACAGCAUAUUUUGCUUUUCUGUCUAUUGUUUAAGCGUUCAUUCAGUUGUCAUAGUGCCUUAGUGACUGGCCAUUUAAUCAUGAUGUAAUUGACCACAUAGUGGUCGGAAUAAACCUCUGGCACAAAACAAACUGUAUAGCAAGCAGUGUUUCAGAAAUAACUGCAGUAGAGAUUAUCAUGACAAUAAAUAAAUGUACAAUGUAACACACUUUGAGCACCUGGAAAAGCUCUAUAUAAAUCCACUCCAUUCAUAGUAUUAUUAAAUACACACGUGCUACAUAAAAAAUAUAUUCAUUCGAUUUAUUUUCCCCACAAUUUUCAUUUGAGAGCAGCAGUAAUUCAUUGCUAAUGCAUGGAAAAUGUCCAAGAGUUAUUGUAGACACACAAAAAAAGGAAUAUAUUAAUACACCUAACUGUUGAACUUACACUGAGGCAUAAUUCAAAAUACUGUUUAUAAGCGCUUUGGCCCAACUGUAUUUGAGGAACUGCUUUACUGAGACUGAGUAGACUCAGGAACUCUCACCCAUGCAAAGAGUGCAUUUCUUUCAAGUUUGUCAACCUUGUUAUAGCAAGAUAAAUGUGUGUGUUACUGAAGUGUGAUGCUAUGGCAUAGACUGCCAAUGCACUGUGUAGCUAACCAUAUACCACCCUGUACAUCCAUUUUAACAGAGAUGACCCAUCUUGUUUUAUUACUUUAGAUUUGAUUUACAUUAUGUGGAGCUUAAACCUGUAUUAACAAGGUAGUUACAUAGCCAAGUACUGUAGAAUGUAAUUGCAGUAUUGGAACAUAGUUUUAAGUACUAUGAUACAUGUUUGCCAUUUGUGUAAAAUUACACAUUUAGACUUUUUUUAUAUGCAUCGGAUUUGUGAUGGGGAAACCUCCAAUUUAGAUGUGGUUUAACCUCCCCUUUUCCUAGAAAUAUUGCUUUCGAUUGCACAGUUGUCUCCACUGUGAUCAGUUUAUUUGCGAGUCCUUGUAAUCAUUAAACAGGUGUAACAGUUGUAAGUAAUAUGUAACAAAAUGUACUCAGACUCUAGUACCACUACUAGCACUGUAAGUAAAAGCUGCCAGCAGCAUUUGGCCUAAUGGGAAGUAGCUAAAAAUGAAGCAGUGCCCUCCUAGUGACGUAAGUGAAUGUAUUUGAGUGAGAUUGCUGAGAAAAACUAUGCUGUAAAUCGGGAUGUCUACUAUCUUUCAGGCCUCAGGGCUAACAGUGUUAUGUUGCUGCAGUAUGUCCUCCCAGCUUUUGUGUACUGUACAGAUCCUGCUCAAUAAAAUAUUGCACAUCUGUGAAUAUACUAUA